UCAAAAACAUUAGGAUUGAUAGCCAAGGAAAUAGGACCAGGGGUAACUACAAAAUAUUUAGAUAAAUUAGCUGAAGAAUAUAUCAGAGAUAAUGGUGGGAUACCUGGGUUUUUAGGUUUAUAUAACUUUCCAGCGACCUUAUGCGUUUCUCCAAACGAGGAGGUUGUUCAUGGGAUACCUAAUGAUAAACCUUUGGAAGAUGGAGAUAUUAUUUCUGUUGAUUGUGGGGUCUUAAUGAAUGGUUUUUAUGGAGACCAUGCUUAUUCUUUUGAAAUUGGAAAUAUUUCAAAAGAGGUGAAAAAAUUAUUAGCCAUUACAAAAGAAAGUUUAUACAAAGGAAUUGAGCAAUGUAGAAAAGGAAAUAGAAUAGGAGAUAUUUCUUAUGCUAUUCAAAGUCAUUGUGAAAAAGAGGGAUACGGUGUGGUAAGAGAACUUUGCGGGCAUGCCUUAGGUAGAGGUAUGCACGAAGACCCAGCGGUCCCAAAUUUCGGCAGAAGAGGGACAGAAUUUGACGACUUAGAUGUUUGGAAAGAUAUUGUAAUUGCAUACUUAUCUGAAAAUGGUUUCGAUAGUUUUUGGGAAACAGAAUCAGGAAUUAGUGCUUAUGCUGAAAUUAAUUUUGAUGCUGAAAAUGUCCUAAAUAAUUUAAUUUCAGAAUAUAAUUUAACAUCAUUAAAGUGGAAUAAAAAAAUAUUAGAACAAAUCAACUGGAACCAAGAAUGGGAAAAGCAUUUUGAACCAAUAAAUAUAGAUGAUAAAAUACUCGUAAGAGCAGAUUUUCAUCCAGAAAACCCUUUCAUACAAGAAGAGAUUAUUAUACAGCCAAAAAUGUCGUUCGGAACAGGGCAUCAUGAAACAACAUAUUUAAUGCUUCAAAAUAUGAUAAAUAUAGAUUUUAAAAAUAAAUUUGUUUUAGAUAUUGGAUGUGGAACAGGAAUUUUAGCAAUUUAUGCUAAAAUGAAACAUGCUCAAAAUGUAAUUGCUAUUGAUAAUGACCAAUGGGCGUAUGCAAAUUCUAUUGAAAAUGCAGAAAGAAAUAAUCUAAGUUUUGAUAUUAUUUUGGGAGAUUUUUCCAAAAUUCAGAAUGAAAAAUUUGAUAUUAUUUUAGCUAAUAUUAAU
Molecule: messenger RNA, 1119 nt
Organism: Darwinula stevensoni
Lineage: Eukaryota; Metazoa; Arthropoda; Ostracoda; Podocopida; Darwinulidae
Source: the annotation of a GenBank genome assembly